CUUCCCCAGCUGAGGUGAUAUCAUUCCAUAUGUUUUGAGUGGAUUUGAAGUGGUAUCUGCGGUAUCUGUCCCCUGCCAUGGCUCUCAUAAGGGUACUGCGAUUGUCUGUCCUACUUGUUGGCUGUCAAGUAAUUGCUUCCAGGAAUGGGUUGGCUGGGAAGCUUGGAUAUGCACAAGGGCUGGUCCAAACCCCCAUAUAUCAGCCCUAUGAAGAGCAGACUGGAUCCGCUCCCCAGCAGAAACCAUGGAUGCCCAACCAAAAGCAAACCCUCAUGACAGCACAGACACAAAAGAGCUCAUUGCCCAACCACCAGCAGCAGCAGCCUCAUGGCUACCAGCACCAGCAGCACCCUCGUAGCUACCAGCAGCAGCCUCAUGGCUACCAGCAGCAGCCUCAUGGCUACCAGCAGCAGCCUCCUGGCUACCAGCACCAGCCGCAGCCUCGUGGCUAUAACGACCGCCAGCAGCAGCAGCCUCGUGGCUACCGCCAGCAGCAGCAGCCUCGUGGCUACCAGCAGCAGCAGCAGCCGGACUUCCCGAAGAAGCAGCCUCAAGGCAACUAUCUCUUGGAGCAGCGUCUACACCCACAGCUAGUUGAAAAGCAUCCUAGCAUUGUGCCCAAGCUUUGUACCGCGAUUGAGAAUAUAGCUAGCUGGCUGCAAGGUCCCAGCUGUGUCCAAAAAAAAAAGCCACUACUCAGUGAUGUGCAAGGGCAACAUCAACUGCGCCUAGAUCUGCUGAAAAUUCUGCACACGUUCCCAAGUUGGCUGCAUUCCUCGGGCUCCAUUCCCGAGCAGAAGCCACACAUUCCCCAUGAGCAUGAAGAACCAGAGAAACCUAUCUACAUGCCCAAGCACGAGCCGUCUAUGCCCCAGCAGGAGCCAUCUAUGCCUGAGCAGGAGCCAGCUAUGCCCGUGCAUCCUAUGCAGCAGGAGCAUCCAUCUAUGCAGCACCCUAUGCAAAUGCACCCUAUGCAGAUGCAAAUGCACCCUAUGCAGAUGCAGCAGCCAUCUAUGCAGAUGCAGCAGCCAUCUAUGCAGAUGCAGCAGCCGCCUAUGCAGAUGCAGCAGCCGCCUAUGCAGAUGCAGCAGCCGCCAAUGAUGCAGAUGCAGCAGCCGCCAAUGAUGCAGAUGCAGCAGCCGCCAAUGAUGCAGAUGCAGCAGCCGCCAAUGAUGCAGAUGCAGCAGCCGCCAAUGAUGCAGAUGCAGCAGCCGCCAAUGAUGCAGAUGCAGCAGCCGCCAAUGAUGCAGAUGCAGCAGCCGCCAAUGAUGCAGAUGCAGCAGCCGCCAAUGAUGCAGAUGCAGCAGCCGCCAAUGAUGCAGAUGCAGCAGCCGCCAAUGAUGCAGAUGCAGCAGCCGCCAAUGAUGCAGAUGCAGCAGCCGCCAAUGAUGCAGAUGCAGCAGCAGCCAAUGAUGCAGCAGCAGCCUAUGCAGAUGCAGCAGCAGCCUAUGCAGAUGCAGCCGCCGUCUAUGCCGUUGCCUCAACAGCAAGGACCUGUCUACAUGCCCCAACAGAAGCCGCCGCCCAUGAAGCGGAAGCCGCGGCCGCCCAUGCAGCAGAUGAUGCCUCAACGGCAGUAUCCACGUAAAGGGUGAUUGCUGGAGGGUCCUCAGUGAAGCGGAGUUCAACCAUUCAUCUGCCUACAGAAAUGUAUAAUAAAAUACUUAAUUUUA
Molecule: messenger RNA, 1673 nt
Organism: Gadus morhua (Atlantic cod)
Lineage: Eukaryota; Metazoa; Chordata; Actinopteri; Gadiformes; Gadidae
Product: putative mediator of RNA polymerase II transcription subunit 26
Exons: 4
Coding region: 78-1595 (505 amino acids)
Source: RefSeq, a predicted model, not a curated record